CUCCCUGAUUGUUGGAGCGAUGUUUCUCUACUUUUUCCAGCUGUCGAACCGGCUUUCUGGUUCUGCGUUAAAAUGACCUCACAGCUUGUCGGAGGACCGCAGAACUGGUCGACCGUCGGCUUUUGACGCACUCGGGACGUUUCUUUGAAACUUUACGCACCUGUUGAAAGACGCGGCGUAAACUUUGGAAUAUGUCCCCAAAAAAACAAACAAACGUCUCUGCUAUGCACGUUAGCUAGCUAGCCGAAGUGACGUCACCGCGACGACCCUGGAUUAACCGUCGGAGUUGCCAUGGAUGCCGGAGGAGAGACGACCACCGAGAUUAGGACGGUUUACGCGGCGGUGGUUGGGAAACCGAACCCACAACCGACGAGGCUGCUGUCUUUUAAACUUGAUAAGAGGAGGUGGUUUGUGCUGUUGGUGCUGUGUCUGUUAAACUGCUCCAACGCCACGAUAUGGCUGACCUUUGCACCAGUUGCAGACCAGUCGGCCCAGUACCUGAAGGUCUCUCUGGAGGACAUCAACUGGUUGUCUCUGGUCUUUAUGGUGGUUGCCAUCCCGCUCAGUUUUGGGACCACCUGGAUGUUGGACACCCUCGGGUUACGCGUCACGCUGAUCCUGGGGUCCUGGCUGAACAUGCUCGGAGGUCUGCUGCGUUUCCUCGGCACGCUGCCGCUGGCCGGCCACCAGCUCCAGUUUCCAGCGGCGAUGCUGGGCCAGACUCUGGGCGCCCUCGCCCAGCCUCUCAUCAUCUUCACCCCCACCAAGCUGGCUGCUCUGUGGUUCCCCGACCAUCAGCGCGCCACAGCCAACAUGAUCGCCUCCAUGUCGAAUCCCCUGGGCAUCCUGCUGGCCAACAUUAUUUCUCCUGUGGUCGCUAAAACAUCGGCUCAGAUCCCAAACCUGCUGCUGGCCUAUGCUGUCCCAGCAUGCAUCACCUGUUUCCUAGCAACAGUGGGAAUACGGAGCAGCAAACCCCCAACGCCGCCGUCGGCCAGUGCCGAGAGCUCCGGAUCCGAGCCGUUCAUACAGGGAUUAAAGCUGUUGCUGAGGAACAAACCCUACCUGAUCCUCCUGCUGUGCUUCGGCUCUGGCAUCGCUGUCUUCACCUGCUUCUCCACGCUGCUGGAGCAGAUCCUGUGUGUGAAGGGAUACGCCAACGACUUUGCCGGCCUCUGCGGCGCUCUCUUCAUCGUCUUCGGCAUCGUCGGUGCCGGCGUCGUCGGCGUCUACGUGGACAAGACCAAGAAGUUCACCGAGGUCACGAAGAUCGGCAUGGCCUUCUCUGCCCUGUCGUGCGUCGCGUUCUCCGUGGUGGGUCUGAUGCCCCAUCAGAAGGUUGCGGUCGCAGCCGUCUGCUCCCUCUUCGGCUUUUUCGGCUUCUCCAUCUACCCUGUGGCCAUGGAGCUGUCGGUGGAGUGUUCGUACCCGGUCGGCGAGGCCACCUCAGCUGGACUCAUCUUUGUUUCAGGGCAGGUCCAGUCGGUUGUUUACAUCGUCCUGCUGCAGGCUUUGACCAAACAGCUCACCGAAUCGCCUCUGUCCACCUGCGGCGACGCAGUCCUGAGCUGGAAAGUACCCAUGAUGGUGAUGGCGGGGCUGUCCAGUGUUUUCACCUGCUGCUUCCUCAUCUUCUUCCACACCCGAUACAGACGACUGGAGGCGGAGGAAAAAGCUGCUUGCGGGACCAGAGAAAAUAAUGCUACGACUACCUCCUACCAAGCUGUCGAGACCUGAAUGAGCUCAGAACUGAAGACGUUAUGGGCGGGGUCCAUCCCUUAUGGACUUUCAUGAUUGUUGAAUCAAGACAUUCCUGCGUACUGUUAAUACUUACAGUACCACCGAUAAUUUAUGUAUUAUGUCGCUUCCAAAGAGAAAAUAUGUAAUCUGAGAAAUCCUGCACUGUUAAACCGUUUAUAUGAAGGGCACUGCAGUUGUUUUUGUAUUCAUUUUAUAACUAAUCACCCUAAUAUAAGUACUGAGAAAUUACUAAUUUUGUACAAUAAUUUAACCACUACUGUCUCAGUU
Molecule: messenger RNA, 2028 nt
Organism: Fundulus heteroclitus (mummichog)
Lineage: Eukaryota; Metazoa; Chordata; Actinopteri; Cyprinodontiformes; Fundulidae
Gene: slc49a3
Product: solute carrier family 49 member 3
Exons: 10
Coding region: 292-1737 (481 amino acids)
Biological process (GO): transmembrane transport
Cellular component (GO): membrane
Molecular function (GO): transmembrane transporter activity
Source: RefSeq, a predicted model, not a curated record